Pseudozyma hubeiensis SY62 is the source of this 3084-nucleotide messenger RNA. RefSeq lists its product as hypothetical. Lineage: Eukaryota; Fungi; Basidiomycota; Ustilaginomycetes; Ustilaginales; Ustilaginaceae. The transcript has a single exon. The record is from RefSeq and is a predicted model, not a curated record. The coding region runs from base 1 to 3084 and encodes 1027 amino acids.
AUGUGGGCUGGUGCCUCUUCAGGCUGGCGGAAGCGUCAGCAAAACACGAAAGCAAGACUGGGUAUCAACGUCGAGCGACCCAAUCCGCUUUCCGAUCCCUCUGGUUCUACCUUGGCAUCCCAGGGCUCUAUCAUCGACAGCGUGGAUUCGCUUUUGGUGACCAAGAGGCAGACCAAUGAUGAGACAGCCGGAGAGAUAGAGGAUCAGGGUGCUCUCGAAGCGCUGACCUACAAUAACGGAAUGUGGACAACCCCAGCCGCAGCGUCUAUCGCAAGCCCAACGCCACCAGCUUUAACAGCCACCGUCCCCGUGGCUCCCAUGGCCAGUCUCACAGACCUUGAUUCCGAAUCAAACACCAUCUCAGCUUCAGCAGUAUCGACAGAUGCUGCAUCUCUCACCUCCACGACGGCGGCGAGGCCGACAUCCGUCACCCCUCUCCCUUCGUCUUCCUCUUUGACUGGGACCUCGUCCUCCAGCAGCUCUUCUACGAGUGCAACUCCCUCGCCGACCGACAAAGCACACAGCAAUGCUCAUUCAGGCAGCGGAGGCUUCCAGCUCAUCUACUUGACCCCAAUCUUGGUUUUCGUGGGUCUUUUCCUCCUAUUUUCUGUAGGUGGUCGCAUGUGGGGCCGAUACCAACACGCCUCUCGUGUCGAAGCCGCCCGUCGCGCACAGUAUGACAAGCGAGCCUCUCGUCAGGCCAAGAAGCGGGAGAUGCAGCGCAUCAAGACCAUGUGGGGUUACGAUCAGACUCCUAUCCUUCCACCAGAGCUUGCACCGGGCGAGCACGACCUCCACUACAAAGACCCAAGCGCUCCUUCAUCGAAGAAGAGCCGCUCAGCGCUGUCCGGGCAAGGCGAAGCAGACAGCUCGUUCGGCAGCGACUCGGAAAGCGGCGCCAGCGGUAAAAGCUCAGAGAUCGACGACAGAUAUCCCGGCACUUUCAAGAUCCUUUCUUUGGCCCUUCUCGGUGAAGGUAGCAAGUCGGGGCCGCCAGAGACAAGAGGUGAAGGUGGCAGAAAGUAUGAGACAGGAGUGCAAAGCAACGGGUGGAUCGCGACCAAAAUUCGUAGGUGGGUUGGAGCCGAUGAGAAAGACAUGACUAUUGAUGACGAGAGGUACACGGCUGCGCCCUACAAGGCUGGUGCGAGACGUAUCAGACACGCCCUCAGUCGCGAUCAAUUGCGCGGUUCAGGUGCUGAUGAAGAGUACAACGAGAAAGAUCUCCAUUCGCCAACGACCACGCUCUCGGUCGGUAGCGGGGAGAUGAAGACGAAAGAGAGGUUCGGCUCCAUUGACCUCACAACGCAAUACCAGCCAAACACUUACUACGGUCUUGGCCACAACUACAACCAAACCGGAACGGACGACCCAUUCCUUACCACUUCGAACGAUGGCGUGGUUCCGGGAUGGAAGAAGCCACUGCCACCACAGCCAAAAGAAUCUCCCUUUCGACCCGCUAUUCUCAACUUCGGCCUUCGAUCUCGCUCCAAGCAAUACGAUCCCAUCGAUCCUACCAAUGAGGCAGAUACACCUGUCAAGCGCGCUUUACUUCAACAAGAUCACGCCGACGAAGCUGGCGGUUUCCUGCCGAAGACUUUCGGACUGGGCAUCUCUGGUGUUUGGAAGACGAUUACUGGCAUGGCCAAUCCCGCUGCAGCGGAUGCCGCCCGUGUGCCCACAGAGGACGACGAGGAGAGCUUCGUUGGUCGUCCUUACCAAGCACAUUCGGAUGCAAUGAUGAGCGAGAGCGACACGCCCUAUUCCACUCGAGACGUUCAUUCGUCUCACGGCUACAUUGAAGCAGGCACGCCCACCAAGUCUCGUCAGCUCGGACGAGCGGGAACUGUGCUCAACGUCAAGUCGACCAAUCAGCCUUGGAACGCCUAUCAACGCGAGCAGAACGUCACACCGCAAUCGGCAGCAAAGAAGAUGACGGGUGCAGCGUGGCAUGAAGCGCUACUUGCCAGCCCUCCAAACAAGCAGCAGCAACAGGUGUUCCAGCCCUUCGUCCAAACCACAAGCCCUUCUCCCACCCGACCGGCAAAACACCACAACCUGGCACCUCGUAAAUCUCUCCUUCUGCAUCAAGCUGUUGCGUCGGCAGCAGCCGCAGCCGAUUCGAACCUAGCCAACGCUACUUCCCCUGCGCAGUCAUCGACAGGCUACAGUGAUCUGGUUGCGUGCUACUCGACGCCUAGUGACGCCGUCCAAUCGCCUGCCGAGGACGUGAUGAGCCCGGCAUCGAUUCGUGUCCUGUGCCCUCCUGUAGCAGUUCGCACCGAUGCUACCUUGACGGAGGAGAGCCUCGGAGCGAGACAAAAGCUGCAACGCGCAAAGACGGCCAAGUAUGCAAAUGACGGGCGCGGAUACGAGCGUGAAGGCGAUGGGGGUUCGACAAUGGCAGGCAGACCUAUUCAGAGGAGCAAGACGGCUUCGACUGACGCCUCGGCUGCCCGUAGCGAGGCACGUGUAAGUCGAAAAGGAACGGUCCACCAUAGCAUGCGUCCUGUCGCAAGCAGGGCUCCAAGCGUUGAGACGCAAGAAACGCAAGGCUCAGAACAAACUAGUUCUGCACUGUACCCUUCCACAUUCACCCAGCCGCUGCGAGUAAGCAAGCAGCCACCGCCCAUCACUUCACCGGCAUCGUGCUACUCGUCAGCUUCGUCGCCCAGCAGAGGAUCCGUCUCCAUUCCCGCGCGUGCCUCGUCAACAUCACCAUCGAAACCGUCCCCAUCAACCUUCCCCGGAAGUCGAACCAGUACAAACCUCCCUUCGGCUUUGCGGAUCGCUUCACCUGAGCCGCUUUCCUCUCAUCAUGCCCAACAUCAACCGCUCGCUCUACCGCUGCUGAGCCAUCCGCACUAUCGUCCCGAAUCCUCCGCAUCUCCGCCAAAGCGAACCAAAGCCGUGUCGAACCGCUCCAACGCAUCCGCCAACGAGGAGGACGACAUCGACGAGCUGUCUGCUGCCAACCACGUUGCGGCUGCGGCGCGCUCCGCGGCUCUCAAGGCGCACAAUCGCACGACGGCGCUUCAGACGGUGGAUGCCAUCGUCUACCAGGGCUAUGCUCAACAUCGCUAG